Xiphophorus maculatus (southern platyfish) is the source of this 2334-nucleotide messenger RNA. RefSeq names its product gastrula zinc finger protein XlCGF57.1-like. Lineage: Eukaryota; Metazoa; Chordata; Actinopteri; Cyprinodontiformes; Poeciliidae. The record is from RefSeq and is a predicted model, not a curated record. The transcript is spliced from 2 exons. Gene Ontology annotation, biological process: regulation of transcription by RNA polymerase II. Bases 295 to 2178 code for a protein of 627 amino acids. Gene Ontology annotation, molecular function: RNA polymerase II cis-regulatory region sequence-specific DNA binding; DNA-binding transcription factor activity.
UGCGCUGUGUGGGCGGGACUUCCUGGUGUUCUACUCCGUGAUUGGCGGCUCCAGCCUCUGACCCCAGUGCGCAGACUCGUGCUUCUCUCCGGUACAAUGGCGGCAGUUGGAGCGCUGUCCUCCGUGUUUUCUCGGGUUUCUGUCCACGGAGCAGCAGCGGGAGAGUUAAUAAAGCUGUAAGACAGAAACAGCAGCAGUUGGUGAACCCUGGAAAGAAGAGAAACGGUUUGAGGCUCAGCUGGAACUGCUCAGUAACUGUUAAAGGAAAGUUUGGAGAGAGAAAAGCUAGCAGAGAUGUGGAGACAGCAGGUCAAACAGCGACUGGAUGCAGCAGAGGAGCAGAGACACGAAAUACUGGAUGCUGCUUUCAGCCCCGAACAUCGGCUGCACACAUCAGAUGUUCAGCAGGUUCUGCUGGUUAAAAAAGAACCAAGUCCUGAUCUGGACCAGAACCACCCAGAACCCGUCCACAUGAAGGAGGAAGAAGAGGAACCCUGGAGCAGCCAGCAGGGGGAGCCGCUCAGCGUGAAGGAGGAGGCUGAUGCCUCCAGGUCUCCAGUCAUUGCUGUUCUCAUAAAGAGUGAAGAUGAUGAAGAGGAACCUCUGAUCUCUCAUCUUCAUCAAACAGAAGAUGAAGAACUGCCAAGCAGCAGCUCAGCUCAGCAGAUGAAGGCAACAACUGAAGGAGAGGAAGAUGCAGAAGAUGUGAACACUCCCAGAGACGCCGCCGACUCUUCAGAGUCUGAGGUCACUGAUGAUGGAGAGGAUGAUGGUGUGGAGCAGCCUGACUCAGGGUCUGAAACUGAAGACAGUGAUGAUGAGUGGAAGGACAGCAGGACUCCUGAUUCAGGGGUCAACAGAUCCCUGAGCUGCUCUGAAUGUGGCCAGCAGUUGGUGAACAAGUUCUGUCUUCAGAACCACGUGGCGGCUUCAUGCUUUGACCCGCUGCCGGGGGUCCAAACGGGCCUGAGGUGGUUCAGUUGUUCAGAUUGCGGGAGAAGUUUCAAAAGGAAAAGUUAUCUAGAAAAACACAAUCGAAUCCACACAGGAGAGAAACCAUUUGCAUGUGAUCUCUGUGGACAGCGAUUCAUAGAUAAGUCAAAUUUAAACAUUCACAAGAGAAUUCACACAGAAGAGAAGCCGUUUGGUUGUGAUGGAUGUGGACAAACAUUCCGAUUCAAGUCCAACUUAAACCGACACAUGAGGAUCCACUCUGGGGACAGACCGUUUUGCUGCGAUGUCUGUGGGAAAAGAUUCCGAUUCGACUCAAACUUGAACAGGCACAUGAAAUGUCACAUCAACAGGCAGCUGAGGAUUCACACUGGGCACCGGCCCUUUGGCUGCGAUGUCUGUGGACAAAGAUUUAGUCAAAAGGCUCACGUAAACAGACACAUGAAAACCCACACUGGAGACCAAGCUGUGGGAUGCGAACAUUGUGGAAAACAAUUUAGAUCCAAGUCAUCUUUAAAUAUCCACCUUAGGGCACACACUGGGGAGAAACCAUACAGCUGUGGCAUCUGUGGACACAAGUUUAAAUUCAUGUCCGCUUUAAACGUCCAUGUGACUGUCCACAGCGGGGACAGACCGUUUGGUUGUGAUGUUUGUGGACGAAAAUUUAGACUGAAAUUAACUCUAAACAGGCACAUGAGAGUCCACACCACAGAAAAACCAUGUGGCUGUGAUGUUUGUGGACAAAAGUUUAAAUGCAAGUCAAACUUAAAUAAACACAAAAAAAUUCACAUAAAAGAAAAACCACAUGUCUGUCAUCACUGUGGACUAAAAUUCAGAUUUAAGUCGACUUUAAACAAACACAUGAUGGCCCACACAGGAGAAAACCCCUUUGGUUGUGAUCACUGUGGACAAAGAUUUAUGAACAAGUCGACUUUUAGAAAACACAUGAGGGUCCAUGAGGGAGACAAACCAUACAUGUGUGGGUUUUGUGGGAAACGUUUUAGCCAAAGAGUGUUUUUAAAAAGACACAUGAGAGCCCACACAGGUGAGAAACCCUUCAGGUGUGACAUCUGUGGACAGAGAUUCACCCGGAAGGGCACAUUAAGCAGUCACAUGAUUAACCACACAGGAGAGAAACCGUUUGGUUGUGAUGUCUGUGGAAAAAAAUUUAACCAGAAGUCCAAUUUAAAUCGUCACAUGAGGAUCCACUGCAGAGAAACCAUUUAAACAUAAAUAUUAAAACAACGUUGGUUUUUCUGAACCAAGAUAGUCUAAACUCUGAAUAUUUUUUUCACAUUACCAAAUAAUUUCCAGUAAAAUGUAAGUAUCUUAUUUUUGAAACUACAAACAGGGUAUGGUGGUGCUGCUUCAAUAAAGGUUUAU